Aspergillus steynii IBT 23096 is the source of this 797-nucleotide messenger RNA. Its product is annotated as actin-related protein 2/3 complex subunit 3. Gene Ontology annotation, biological process: Arp2/3 complex-mediated actin nucleation; regulation of actin filament polymerization. Gene Ontology annotation, cellular component: cytoskeleton; Arp2/3 protein complex. The transcript has 6 exons. Lineage: Eukaryota; Fungi; Ascomycota; Eurotiomycetes; Eurotiales; Aspergillaceae. The record is from RefSeq and is a predicted model, not a curated record. Gene Ontology annotation, molecular function: actin filament binding. Bases 62 to 628 code for a protein of 188 amino acids.
CCCCGACAAUCCCCUUUGGACCGGCUCUAGGAGGAUUGAUUGACCAUUGGAACUAUACAAUAUGCCCGCAUACCACUCCAUCUUCCUUGAGGACCGGGAUGUCCCCGUAAUCGGCAACUUUCCUGUCCUCCCCCUCCGUACCCGCACUCGCGGCCCCGCAUACACUCUCCCCCCGCUACCACCCAACACCUCCGACGCCGACGUUGCCCCCGACAGCGAGUCCUACGACUGUGUCGAUGAGAUCCUGUCUCUAUUCCGCGCCAAUGUCCUCUUCCGGAACUUCGAGAUCAACGGUCCCGCCGACCGCAUGCUCAUCUACGGAACCUUGUUUAUCAGUGAAUGUUUGGGGAAGGUCCGGCCGUCGAUGUCGAGCUUGGAAGCCAGCAAGGCCCUGAACAACGUCGCUCUCGACCAGUUCGCUAUCCCCGGUGAUGCGACGUUCCCCCUGAACCAGGCCUUUGAGCCGCCUCGGGAUCGCCAGGAUGCCGAGGGCCUUAGAGCGUACCUCUCUCAAGUCCGACAGGAGAUCGCGAUCCGUCUACACGCUAGAUUAUACCCCGGUGGAGUUGGUCCUUCGAAGUGGUGGCUUAGCUUCGCGAAGAGAAAGUUCAUGGGAAAGAGCUUCUAGGUUGAGACAUUUCCUUUUGUUCGAUCACCAUUCAGAUUCAGCGUACAGUUCAACUUAUGAAAAUCUUCAAACUACUUCUUGUAUCUGACUUUCGAGGUGAUUGGCUACCUUGAAUUUUGAUAUAUCCGUAUGUGUUCUGUUAUAGACGGGGAGGACAAGAGAGUUGGAA